Molecule: messenger RNA, 2481 nt
Organism: Doryrhamphus excisus (bluestripe pipefish)
Lineage: Eukaryota; Metazoa; Chordata; Actinopteri; Syngnathiformes; Syngnathidae
Gene: prmt7
Product: protein arginine methyltransferase 7
Biological process (GO): peptidyl-arginine methylation, to asymmetrical-dimethyl arginine; chromatin remodeling
Molecular function (GO): protein-arginine N-methyltransferase activity; histone methyltransferase activity
Source: RefSeq, a predicted model, not a curated record
GGCAACCAUGCCCAUUUCCGUUACUAUCCGUGACGCCAUCACAAAGAUGGCGGCCUCCACUCCAGUAAUGCUGGAUCUGUAAAGUCUGACUUUGAAGUGUGGAUUUAACAGCGGGUUUUCUUUGAUUUUUUACCCUCGCAUUGUCGGGAUAAUUGUUGCCGAAAUGAAGAACUUUUGUGGACGAGCCAACCCGACCUCUGGAGCUUUGGACUGGGUGGAGGAGAGCGAGGAGUACGACUAUCACCAGGAGAUAGCCCGGUCAAGUUAUGCUGAUAUGCUGCAUGAUCAUGACAGGAAUGAAAAGUACUACAAAGGUAUCCGGGCAGCCGUGGCUCGAGUCCGGGCUCGGGGCGAGAAAGUCAUCGUCCUGGAUAUCGGAACAGGAACCGGUUUAUUGUCCAUGAUGGCUGUUACUGCUGGAGCUGACUUCUGCUAUGCUGUGGAGGUGUUCAAGCCCAUGGCCGACGCCGCCCGCCGCAUUGUGGCAAAAAACGGCUUCGCCGACAAGAUUAAGAUUAUUGACAAACACUCCACUGACGUCACUGUCGGACCAGGUGAAGAUAUGGAAGUGAAGGCCAAUGUUCUGGUCACGGAACUCUUUGAUACGGAGCUAAUUGGUGAGGGGGCUCUGCCCAGCUACGAACACGCCCACCAAAGUCUUGUUCAGGAGGGUUGUGAGGCCGUCCCCCACCGGGCGACUGUCUACGCCCAGCUAGUGGAGUCCCCUCUCCUGUGGAGUUGGGCCCAGCUGCAGCCGCUGGAGGUGGACGGCACCCGCUUGUCGCCCCCGCCCGCUGUGGGCCGCUGCGGUGGCUCCCAUUCAGUGUGCGACAUCCAGCUCGGCCAGGUCUCACCUGGCAGCUUCACUCCGCUGGGUCCGCUCUGCACCAUGUUCAGCGUGGACUUCAGUAAGCCAAUCAGCAGCGCCCCCCGGUCCUACUCCUCUCGCUUUGUGGCUCGGGCAAACGGUCAGGCUCAAGUGGUCCUCUCCUGGUGGGAGCUGGACAUGGAUCCCGGUGGAACAGUGGUGUGCUCCAUGGCGCCCAGCUGGACAUAUCCACAUCCAAAAAUGGCUCCGUGGCGAGACCACUGGAUGCAGAGCGUGUAUUUCCUGCCCGCUGAAAGUAAAGUGACUGAAGGACAGGAAGUGACGCUAACUGUCUGCCACGAUGACUACAGUCUGUGGUACAGACUCCGCUCCCCCAGCCAACAGCAUCCGCAGGGCGACUUGCUUCUCUCGCGGCCGUGUUGUGUGUGCCAGGCCCACCUGGUUUGGACUCGACCACGCUUUGGCGAACUUAACGACAAACUUCGCACGGAGAGCUACGUCGGCGCGCUGCGCAGCGUUCUGAAGGAGGACAGCGUUUGUCUCGGAGUGAGCGAUGGAAGUCUCCUUCCUGUGUUUGCGCACGUGCUCGGAGCCAAAAAGGUCUUCGCUUUGGAAAACUCCAGGAUGUCCAAGCAGGUUAUUGAGCAGGUGCUGGAAUCCAACUCAAUGAAAGGAGGAGUUGAGCUGCUGGAAAUCAGACCUGAGCAAUUGACCAGUAAUGAUUUAGGAGGCGAGCAGAUAUCCGUGCUGAUGGGGGAACCGCACUUCAGCACCAGCCUUCUACCAUGGCACGCUCUCUUCUUCUGGUACUGCCGCACCGCCUUGGCCGGAUUGCUGCGACCCGACGCCACCAUCUUGCCAUGUUCUGCUAGUUUGCACGUGGUGGCUGUGGAGUUCCAGGAUUUGUGGAGGAUACGUGCCCCGUGUGGGACCUGUGAGGGCUUCGAUGUCACACCCAUGGAUGAAAUGGUCCAGAAGUCUCUGGAUUUCCGGGAGUCCCGGGAGGCCGAGCCCCACCCUCUGUGGGAGUAUCCGUGUCGCGCCCUCACCCGGUCUGCGGCUAUCAUGACCUUUGACUUCACACAGUGCGUCCCUCAACAGCCUAUCGUCCGCCGAGGUUCUCUGCCCUUCAUAAGGAGCGGACGUUGCCACGGCGUGGCUCUAUGGUUGGAAUACCACCUCACCCGGGACAUCACCGUCAGCACGGGUCUAACAGGACCAGUCGACGAGCAGGGCUGCUGUGAGUGGAGCCGCCACAGGAAACAAGGCGUGUAUUUCUUCAGGUCAGGAUGGCAGAGCCCAGGUGACGGCAGAGCCGCCGUGUCGUACGACGUGACCUUUCAGCCCGCUUCGGGCGACAUCAAGAUGGACUUCAGCAUGGACCAGACGCAGACUAUAGGAGCGACUUUGUAACCUUUUAACGUUUUACCGUAGAAAUUCUCUCGUUUGAACAGGAUUACUUUUUGGUGGCCUUGAUGAUGACACCGUAGAGAAAGUAAGAAAGGAACUUUUUAACUUCUUUGACCUUCACUAAAGGUUUGAUGUCCAACUGUUGAAUGUUUCAGUACUUUUUACACAAGGAGCUGAAUGGCAAAUUUCCCAGCAGGUGUUUGAUCCAUGAACGGAGCAAUAAAUGUCCUGCUUCAAUUAGA